AUGGGAUUUGCCGGACUGGUCAUAGCUGGUGCUCUGGCCACUGGUGCCACCGCGAUAACGGCCAUUUGUGUACCGUUUGUUACUCCGGCACUACGUAGCAUCUGCAUUCCCUAUGUUCCAGCAACACCACAACAGCUGAGCAAUGUGGCCAAGGCGCUGUCGAAAUGUCCCAGCCAAGUCUCUCCUCUUGUCGACUUGGGUAGCGGCGAUGGACGUGUUGUGAGCUUGUUCUUUCUCCUUUCCUAA
This is a messenger RNA of Gongylonema pulchrum, 246 nucleotides long. The record is from the annotation of a GenBank genome assembly. Lineage: Eukaryota; Metazoa; Nematoda; Chromadorea; Rhabditida; Gongylonematidae.